CCAAAAAGUCCUGCGUGGUGACGGAUGUCCAAAGUUCAGAACUUUUUCAAUUUGACUCCCAUAGAGACGCGGGGAUGGGGACGGCUUGAACGGCGGCUGAGAUCCAGUUUCGUUCUUCUCCUUCUUCUUCUUUUUAAACUGAGCAGCGCGGAACUGUGAUUUUGGGAGGAGGAACAAGUGGAGCUCUCUCCGUCUCUUGCGUAUUUCUGGAGCUUUUAUUUCCAAGCCCGAAGACAAUGCAGGCUCGCUACUCCGUCUCCAGCCCCAACUCCCUCGGCGUCGUGCCCUACAUCAGCAGCGACCCGAGCUACUACCGGGCCGCGGCCGGCGGGGGGUACACCGGGAUGCCCGCGCCCAUGAACAUGUACUCCCACGCGGCCCAUGACCAGUACCCCGCCAGCAUGGCCCGGGCGUAUGGACCGUACACCCCCCAACCCCAGCCCAAGGAUAUGGUCAAACCCCCUUAUAGCUACAUCGCGCUCAUCACCAUGGCUAUCCAGAACUCGCCCGACAAGAAGGUGACCCUCAACGGGAUUUACCAGUUUAUCAUGGAGAGGUUUCCAUUUUACAGAGACAACAAGCAGGGCUGGCAGAACAGCAUCAGGCACAAUCUGUCGCUGAACGAGUGCUUCGUCAAGGUGCCCCGUGACGAUAAGAAGCCCGGCAAGGGCAGCUACUGGACCCUGGACCCGGACUCUUACAACAUGUUCGAAAACGGGAGCUUCCUGAGGAGGAGACGGCGGUUCAAAAAGAAGGACGUCGUGAAAGAGAAAGAAGAGCGGCUGCAGAAGGACAUGCCGCCGAGGGGGCAAGGCCGCGAGCAGGAGCAGCCGGUGCAGGGCUCCAAGCCCGUGAGGAUCCAGGAUAUUAAGACCGAGAACGGGACGGUCACGCCGCCGCAGUCCGACUCGCCCUCUUUGAGCGCGGUGCCCAAAAUCGAGAGCCCGGACAGCAGCAGCAGCAUGUCCAGCGGGAGCCCUCACAGCAUCCCCUCCAACAGGUCCAUCGGCAUGGACGGCUCGGAGCACCACCAGCACCACGGGCAGGCCUCGACGCAGGGCUUCAGCGUGGACAACAUCAUGACGUCCCUCCGGGGGUCUCCGCAAGGUGCCACGGAGCUGGCCCCCAGCCUCAACGGCUCCGGCAGGACGGGUAUAGCACCGGCUUUGUCCUUAAACUAUUCUCCGAAUCAGACGUCUGUCUAUAGCUCACCGUGCAACCAGAGCGCCAUGUCCACUACCUCCAACGGCACCUAUCAUUGCAACAUGCAGGCCAUGAGUUUGUACGCCGGGGACAGGUCUAGCCACUUGGCGCCGAGCACCUCCGUGGACGAAACGUUGCCAGAUUACUCGGUGACCACCACCUCAUCUCCCAUGAGCCACGCUAAUCUGAACUCGGUGCAGGAGGGCCACCAUCCCCACCAAGGGAGGCUGACCUCAUGGUACGGAGACCUGGGCCACUUGGGCGCAGCGUACCCGGCGCAGCAGCAGAACUUUCAUUCGGUCAGAGAGAUGUUUGAAUCCCAAAGAAUUGGCUUGAAUAAUUCACCGGUGAAUGGGAAUAACAGCUGUCAGAUGUCGUUUCCACCGAGCCAACCCAUCUAUCGCACUUCGGGAGCGUUUGUGUAUGACUGCAGCAAGUUCUGACCAAAAAAAAUACAAAAAAAUACAAAUAGAAGAACAAAUAGGCUCGUAAUUUUCCUCACGGUGUUUGAACUCUUCCAAGUAAAAUCUAACGUGUCCUCAAGCCCGCUCUCCUGCCGACACCAUAUGGACUAAUAUGAGACAGAACAACCCCCCCCCGAAAAAAAACAGAAAGACUCUGUUUUUUGCUCUCUAAACAACAGUGUUACUGCAAAUAACACGUAAGUCUCUCUUCGCUUUUGUGACUUUCUGUGAUAUGUUAAAUAUGACAGUUUUCAUGGACGUGUAAAUUGCAUAUAGUAAUUUAUUUCUAAAAAUGUAGCCAGAUAUUGUGGACCAAACACCCCAAAAGUGUUUCUAAAUUGAAUUGCCUUACUUGUCCAAACAAUUGUUCCAAUAUAAAAAUUAAGAAAAAGGAACGUGUAUAUCGCCGUAUCAUUUUAAAGAUUCUUCAUUUGUUGGAAAGUAUGCUGAAGGAUUUGUUUGUUUGUUUAAUAAAUUUUCAUUUUAUGUGAGUUAAA
Gasterosteus aculeatus aculeatus (three-spined stickleback) is the source of this 2164-nucleotide messenger RNA. RefSeq names its product forkhead box C1-A. Gene Ontology annotation, biological process: cell differentiation; anatomical structure morphogenesis; regulation of transcription by RNA polymerase II. NCBI's taxonomy places the organism in Eukaryota, Metazoa, Chordata, Actinopteri, Perciformes, Gasterosteidae. Gene Ontology annotation, molecular function: RNA polymerase II cis-regulatory region sequence-specific DNA binding; DNA-binding transcription factor activity, RNA polymerase II-specific. The record is from RefSeq and is a predicted model, not a curated record.